Molecule: messenger RNA, 2205 nt
Organism: Guyanagaster necrorhizus
Lineage: Eukaryota; Fungi; Basidiomycota; Agaricomycetes; Agaricales; Physalacriaceae
Exons: 2
Coding region: 29-2098 (689 amino acids)
Source: RefSeq, a predicted model, not a curated record
UUGGACUCGAAUUCCAUCCAUCGACACAAUGUCCACUAUGUCUACCUCUAUCGACGAUAGUAUUCCUCAAAGCACGUCUAACCCUCUAAUUGACUUGGAGAAAUCCUUUGUCGAUCUACAUGCUUCUAGUCUUCUUAUGGAGUCACUUUCCAUGGACUCGUUAUCAACAGUAUCUUCAGAACCUAAUAUCCCGCCAUUCCCUCCUGGAUGCAUGGUACCCAUGUCGACAAUUCUCAACGUAUCUGUCAAGGCGGGCGAGCUCAACGCAACCAUUACUGUCCCAACUCCUCCACGGCUCCGUACAAUGCUGAUGGAGAAUCUCUGCAUCGAGAAGUGGGCAGAAAGUCUUUCUUCCGAUACUAUUGCCUCAGACCACACGCCAUGGGGAGAUCCGGAAUGUGUAGACGCCCCAGCAUGGGUGCCUGAAGGUUCGAUGUACCCACCUGAAGAGUUCAGAGCAUCUCUUCAAAACAAACGCCACAUUUGGGAACCAACUCCGCCAACUCCUCGAACAUCUACGCGGACCUCUGUUCGAAAAUCUACGUACCAUCGCGAUAACCUAGUGUUUGAACGCAAAAUCACGCUCAGAACUGAAGGGGAGACGAAACGCUGGUCGGUUAAGAUUCCCGCAAACACCAUGGAGUCCGACGUGGUUGACAUGAUGCUGCAAUUACGCGAUUUGAACAAAUAUUUCUCUGACACCCCAGGCCCUGAGGAGGAGGCCGUUAGCCCGCCUCCCUCUCCACCAUCUCUAAUGGUCUCCAAUUCUCACUUUGCCGUACCUAUAUCUCUUGAUUCUUUAGGAACUAUCAACUCUAAAGCUGGUGCACCAACUUCUAUAGCAACUCGGAGGCAGAAAUCGCUCCCGCCACUCUCCUUAAACGACAACAAAAUGAAAGACAUUGUAUACCCUGACAUUCCUACGGCCUUUUUGGGGACGCCUUCAUACGCCCCUCACUUCGACCCUACUAGCGUCGCCGACGAGUCUAUGAACCUCCAGGACAUGGUUGGAAGUCUGCGAUCACGAUGUUCGUCUCUUCAGGUCAAGACUCCGCAGGACGAUGAUUUCAACAGCAUACGGGCCAAUCCGCCGCUUGAUGAUGAAUGGGCUUUUGCAGACGUGUUGAGCCAACCUUUCCUUUCACCUUCGAAUUACUGUGCUACGACAGUUCCUCCAUCAAAAGAUGAUUCAUUUGCACUCGUCACAGACGAUCAGACUGUGCUGCUUGAUGAAACACUUGUCGGUAGUGCUAUUUCAAUGCUCAAGGCUCUUGAUCCCAAUCAUCUCAAGUUCCAUGGACCACCGUCUGGGAUUCCGCCUGUGGCUUCAGACUACCUUCCUCCCUCGUCACCUCUUCCGUCUUGUCCAGUUCCUACAAACGCCAUCUUGCCCCGUGGUAUAUUGAAGCGAUGCAAAAGCGUCAGGUUUGCGUCUUCGAGUCAGGAAUACGAGAUUCCGGUGCAGAGCAGUGCCUCUCCACGCUCUCGUCAUACAACCGGCACAUCUACACCACUUAGCCACCGAGCAAUGAAGCGCCACGCGAUCAAGGCUCCUACAAGCAAAAGGGUUCCCCCCCAGGAUAUUACGCCUAGUAAAGAUCAGCCCACGUUUUUACAUGCAGCCGAACGUCAGAAACCUAGGACUAUUGUUCGUUCUACAGUCAUGGCCUCUCCGCCUCGGGUGAUGUCGACACCACCCGUUGAGAGACGUCCAACAUCUCUUCGUUUCCUAACUAAGACGACGGUCAGACAUAGUCAACCUGCGGUCUCUUCCCCUAUAUCAACGAUAGAGGAGCGCUUGCGCUCGCCAACGACGUUAACAGCAACUACGAAUGCAUCACCCCUGAAGUCAAGGCCUUCUCACACCUCACCCCUGGGCCGUUAUUCUUUUGGUCGUGCAGUGGUCAAUGCACUCCAAGGAGCUCAAGGUGUUGGCAGUGGUAAGGAAAACCAGGCAAAAUCGAAGGCGUCACUAUCCCCGGCAGGAAAUCCAUCAAAGUCGACGAUCGAUGAGAAUUCAAUAAAGCGUGGGAGGCAGGGGGAAAAGAAGAGUCGUAUGCCGUUGCCAUUGAAGAAUAUCUUGACUCGAUUCAAAUAAGUGUACUGAUGAUGGGGCGGGUUGGACUGGUGACUCUUAACCGCAGUAUUGCAUGUCUAGAGUUGACUACUAUGAAGCGGUCUCACCAGACCCGAAAAAACAAUCAC